Messenger RNA from Phaedon cochleariae (mustard beetle), 1502 nucleotides. The record is from the annotation of a GenBank genome assembly. NCBI's taxonomy places the organism in Eukaryota, Metazoa, Arthropoda, Insecta, Coleoptera, Chrysomelidae.
UUUGUUUGUUAGGUUAGGGAGGAAAAGGAAACUGUAAACUUCACAAGUGAAAAUCUCAAACCUUCAAAACUCACCUUUUUACAUUCCAAGUCCGGUCCGCUCUAGUCUAGUCUCUCUGUAUAGUCUGUAGUGUUCCAGUUAUGUGCAUUAUAUGAAAUCCAUUCUAGUAUGAACAUGACUUGUGGCAUCAAAUUAUUUAAUAAUGGUUUCCCCUCAUUGCUUUUUGAAAGAUCUUUCAACAGAACUACUUCUAAAUAUAUUUGGCUACUUGGAUUUUCUUGAUCUAUGUAGAUUGAAGCAAACCUGUACAAGAUUCAAUGACAUAAUCAACUCUUGGGAUCAUACUCUCCUUAAAGUUACAACUAUUGUGACUAAUCAGAUGAAUCCAAAAUUUUCAACAAAGUGUAUGCAUGGAUUAUCUGCUUUGGAGAAAAUGAGGAUAGAUAAAAAUUGGACAAUUGGGAGAUACUCUGAAAAAUCUUUGUUGUAUUCAAAGAAGAAGAUCAUGCCAUGGAUUCAUAUGAACGAUCAAUUCUUGUGGUUCAGCAGAGGCAAUGAGAUUUUGUGUUUUGAAAGGAAUUACAAUGGCAUCAAUAUCCACAAACCCAGUUUUUCCCUGAAAACAGAAAGGAAUGAAGACAUAGUCAAUUUUCAACUGAAUAGUAACUUUCUAGUUUGUGGAUUGAGAGAAGGUGGAAUUUGGCUUAUAGAUUUGUGUGAAAAAUCAACAUUAUUUGAAGUAGAAAAAUGCCAUAACUCUGAUGUAACUUCAAUAGAUAUGAGUCAGAGAGGAAACCUUAUAGUUUCUGGAUCAAAGGAUAGUAUUUUGAAAAUCUGGAAACUAGAAGAGGAUCCAAAAUGGAACGCUGUGGAAUCCCACUGCCAAAUUUUACAAGACUUAAUAUGGAAAGUUUCUCUAUCAGAAGAUACAUCUAUGAUAGCUGUGGGAACAUCUGGAAAAACCAAUUCAAGUUCAAUUUUUAUUCAUGAUGUUGAGAGACCAGCUCAUCAAAUCAUUCAUCUUGGCUCUACAAAGCAUCCUGAUAAAGGUAUUUGUGACCUAAGAUGGGAUGGGGAACAAACUCUAUGGUCUUGUGGGUACAAUAGUUUCUUGAAAAGAUGGGAUAUUCGUACAGGAAAUUGUGAACAGUGUUUCACUGAUCCUCAUGGUUCAGGGCUAUACUGCAUGGAUUAUGAUUACCACAAUACCAUCAUGGUAGGGACUCAGAUGCAUGGGAGAGUCAUAUUGUGGGAUAUUCGCCAAACAAAAUUUGUACAGAUGUACUUCAUGGAAUCUUGCAAAGGAAACAGGUACCAAAGAAGUUCACCAAUUUAUAGUUUGGCAUUUGAUGCUGAAUAUCUCUUCACAGCAACAGAUCAAAAUCUCAAUGUUUUGGAUUUCUCAGUUUAUACUGGUGCUGUCAAAGAUUAUUCUUUUUGUGCCUAAGAAGUAAGAAUGUGAAUAAAAAAUCUUAAACAAGCUUACCCCAUUUAAGUUUAAU